This is a messenger RNA of Argentina anserina (silverweed cinquefoil), 824 nucleotides long. RefSeq names its product protein COFACTOR ASSEMBLY OF COMPLEX C SUBUNIT B CCB3, chloroplastic. Gene Ontology annotation, cellular component: chloroplast thylakoid membrane. Bases 82 to 684 code for a protein of 200 amino acids. The transcript has 3 exons. The record is from RefSeq and is a predicted model, not a curated record. Lineage: Eukaryota; Viridiplantae; Streptophyta; Magnoliopsida; Rosales; Rosaceae.
GGAGUUUGCACACCUCUGGUUGAUAAAGGGAUAACGUGAGAGCUCUCUCUCUUUGUCUGAGGUUUUCUCUCUGAAUCAACAAUGGCUACCUGUUCUUAUCUUCUCAUACAUGCUCACGUUAGAGGGUGGCCUUCAAGGAUAAGGAUAUCCAAGCAUGGAAAUCCCACAAUCACUGAAAGCUUUAGGUGUCCCAGUAUAAGGCAAAGAUUAGUGAUUGCACAAUGUUCCAUCUCGUAUCUGACUGAAGUUGGAGCCUGUCCUAGCAUUUCCGGGAAGCCAUUUGAUCCCCAUUCGGCCUCCGAGAUCCUCAGAGUGAUGGACAUGCCAGAAGCAUCACAUACCGCUGUCUCAAAUUUCAUGCACAAUUUGGUGGUGGCAGAUUUGGACCCUGCUACAGCAAAGCUAGCCAUUGCUUUCCUAGGACCCUUUCUGGCUCUGUUUUCGUUUCUGUUCAUUGUUAGAAUAGUGAUGUCCUGGUACCCAAAAAUUCCAGUAGGUAAGUUUCCAUAUGUCUUGGCUUAUGCUCCCACAGAGCCAAUUCUCAUCCCAACCAGAAAGGUCAUCCCACCUUUAGGGGGUGUGGAUGUAACCCCUGUUGUCUGGUUUGGAUUGAUUAGUUUCCUUAAUGAGAUAUUAAUAGGUCCACAAGGGCUACUUGUGCUUCUAUCUCAACAAACUAACUGAUACAGGAUGGCGGUCAAGAAAGUGUUAAAUUUCUGAUAAAGGAUGGCAGUCAAGAAUGUGUUCAAUUUUAUAUCUGUGCUAUAUGAGAUGCCUUUUUUGGGGUGUGAGUAAUAAACUGCUUCCUGGCAUUGCUGUCCCAG